Aedes albopictus (Asian tiger mosquito) is the source of this 1918-nucleotide messenger RNA. RefSeq lists its product as uncharacterized. The transcript is spliced from 2 exons. The record is from RefSeq and is a predicted model, not a curated record. Gene Ontology annotation, biological process: SCF-dependent proteasomal ubiquitin-dependent protein catabolic process. Lineage: Eukaryota; Metazoa; Arthropoda; Insecta; Diptera; Culicidae. Bases 192 to 1646 code for a protein of 484 amino acids. Gene Ontology annotation, molecular function: protein binding. Gene Ontology annotation, cellular component: SCF ubiquitin ligase complex.
GCAUGUAGAUGCAUGUACAUAAUGUGAAGGCAUCUUAGCUAGGUAUAGAAACAUUGAGGAGAAAGCAAGCAUUUGUGCACCUGAGCUUUACUGAAACUGUUCAUUUUGGGGCCAUUGAUCGAGCAAUGUGCCUAGGUAGAGGAAACUAAGCUGCAUUCGGUACAGUUCCUACACUCGUGUACAAUUCCAGGAUGAGCAACGAACUUUUCCCAAUCGACGAUCUUCCGGAGGAGGUGGUGGAGCACAUAUUUUCAUUUCUUCCGGUGCCGGACCGUAAGUCGGCUUCGCUAGUGUGUACAAAGUGGGAAAAGUUGGCGUUCUGUCAUCGACUGUUGCGCAAUGUGACGCUUAAGGUUCAAUUGAGGUUGAAAUGCCACGUUCUUCGCAAAAGCAACCGUCGUUAUAGAAAUUUGACAAUCGACAGCUUGGAUAGGUUGGUAGGCAGCGAGUUCGAAAAUUUGCUGGAGAUUCUGGAUCGGUUUGCAGAUGUGGAGUGUUUCGUCUAUCUGGGAAAUUUGGAAUCAAAGCAUCUAUGUAUGGUGUUGAACCGUUUGCCAAAACUGCAGCAGAUGAUGGUUGGGAGGAUGAUCAGGGAGUGGUGCCCUGCAAAUGGAUGCCGAAUUUCGGAGCAGCUUCAAGCUACGGGAACGUUGAACAAUGUAUUGCAGACCGAACGUCUGGUUGUUCCCAACUUGACCCAACUCAGCAUCAGUUUUACAAAUUCAGAUGAUGGAAUGGAUACCUUUCCAAUUUUGCUUCGGCUAGCUCCACAGCUUAAGAACGUGGAUUUGUAUUCGACAGAUUAUUGCAUUCCUUUGGAACAGCUACAGUUUCCAAAAGCCGAAGUGCUGAAAAUUGGCGGAAACCUAUGCAAUACAGAUAACGACUGCAAUCUACUAACAUUCUUCACUGGAUUUAAGCUGCUGAAGGAAGUCACACUAGAGUCCACCGUCAAAGAAAUAGCACUGGAUGUGCUUACUGAGGCUUGCCCAGAAAUCGAAAUAUUUAAAUUCGAGGUUUUCUCCUAUGAUCCGGCUCCAUUUCAUUUGCUGGGCCGCCUAAAAUGCUUAAAGACAUUAGGCCUCGGAAAAUUCUAUAAAAAUCCAGUAACCAGUUCAAAAUGCAACCCAUUGGUAAGCGUGAAAACCCUGAGCCUGGAGCUUUCUAAAUGUGGUGAGAGUUCCUUCGAACGCCUACGGCAUCUACUACCGAACGUGACGGCCAUGGAUGUAACACUGAAAGACGACUGGAACAUCGGGAGGGCACUAGGACACAUCUGCCGUAACUUUCGAGGACUUCACCGUCUGGAAAUUUCCGAUCGUUCGACUCGGGGCCUAACCUUCUGGAGCAGUCUUCUUGCCUUGCAGCAACUAGAUCAACUGGAAGAACUUAUCCUUAGGGAUGUUCGUACACUUAUGGCUUAUGUGCCACCGAAUCCGCUACUUAAGCGGUUUGUGACGAUCUUUCCCUACUGGUUGUUCGACAAGGAUUCGUUGGAGUUGGCAAGGCAAUAUCCAAACUUACGAUAUCUUGAUCUAGGACCCAUCAGACGAGUGACGUCUUCCGGAAUUGCUGCUUUCAAAGCGCAACUGGUGGACUGUGCUGUGCACGGUACCCCGUUUGACGCGGAGUUCAAUAGUGAUUAAACGUAUAAUCCUGAUAUGGUAGACUUUCCUCAACAUAUGCUAUUAUAAUAACCGAAUAAGGAAAACCCUCAAUCGAGACGAAACAAGAUGCAUUUCUUAAUUUUUUGGGUUGAAUUUUUUAUUGAAUUAUAGAGCAAUAUUUUCGAAAUCGGUUUCCAUUCACGGAUGAAAGAUCAAGGUAUCUCCUAUUUUUUUUCGGAUCGAAAAUGUUUCUCAGUUGUAAAAUGAAAUUUCAAAAAAAUAUGGUUCCUGGAAAACUGAUAACUAUUGUA